Messenger RNA from Benincasa hispida (wax gourd), 2233 nucleotides. RefSeq names its product ABC2 homolog 12 (gene ABCB29). Gene Ontology annotation, cellular component: membrane. Lineage: Eukaryota; Viridiplantae; Streptophyta; Magnoliopsida; Cucurbitales; Cucurbitaceae. Gene Ontology annotation, molecular function: ABC-type transporter activity; ATP binding; ATP hydrolysis activity. The record is from RefSeq and is a predicted model, not a curated record. Gene Ontology annotation, biological process: transmembrane transport.
ACAUUUUUCUAAAAAAAAAUGGGAUGUUUUGCCAUUUUAGAGAAUGUUUUGGGCAAUUAUCCCUCCAGAAAAUGUAGAACCUAUCGUCUUUUUCUUCGCGCGCUUCGUGAGUAACCAACGGAAAAAUGUGCAUCGCUCUGCAAUCUUCUCUUCUUCUUCCAAAAACUCAGAUUCUCUUCUUCAAUCCCAAAUCAAUUUCUCUUCAUUUCUCCAGAUUCGAAACCAAGAUCCCAAAUCUUCCUGUCCGAAUAAAACCAUUAGCAUUCGAAUCCGUCAAUUUAAUCAAUUCCUCUGACCCCAUAAUCGAACAUUCUCAAUCCCGAUCGCAUCGGCCUCUUCUUCGCAGUUUUCAAACGUUCAAAUCCCUAAUUCCCUAUAUUCUCUCCCAGCGUAAGCAUAUCCUUGCUGGUUGGCUCUGUAGUAUUGUCUCCGUUUCCUCUUUAUCCCUACUCGUGCCUAAGAUCGGGAAAUUUUCUUCGAUUAUCGACAAGAUCGAUGUAAUCAAGUUGUGGGGUCAGGGUUUGGUUUUGGGGAUUUUGGUGUUCGCUCGUUUCGUUGCGAGUUACUGCCAAGAAGCCUUCAUUUGGGAUGCGGCGUUGAAUGCCAUUUACGAAAUCCGUGUUCGUGUUUUCGAGAGAGUUCUGGCGAUGGACUUGGAUUUCUUCGAAGGUGGGUCUGGUAUUUCUUCUGGCGAUAUUGCUUACAGGAUCACCGCGGAGGCCUCUGAUGUGGCGGAUACUGUGUAUUCUCUCCUGAAUACCGUAGUGCCCAGUAUGUUGCAGUUGUCAGCAAUGGCGACCCAAAUGUUAGCUAUUAGCCCUGUCCUUUCCUUGAUUGCAGCUAUGGUUAUUCCAUGUGUAGCUCUUGUCAUUGCCUAUCUUGGUGAGAGACAACGCCAAAUAUCUAAAAUGGCAAGUCUGAGCAUUGCUAAUCUUUCAUCCUAUCUAAAUGAGGUCCUCCCAGCAUUUCUAUUUGUGAAAGCUAACAGCGCAGAGUUUUGCGAGAAUAUCAGGUUUCAGAGGCUUGCUCACACUGACAUGUAUGAACGUCUAAAGAAGAAGAAGAUGAAGGCUUUUGUACCUCAUGUUGUACAAGCUCUAUAUUUUGUGUCAUUAUCAAUGCUUUGUGUUGGUUUUCUGGUGGUUUCAAGACAUUCAUUUAGUAGUGGUAGCAUGGUUUCAUUCGUCACGUCAUUGGGUUUUCUCAUUGAACCAGUUCAGAAAAUUGGAAAGGCAUACAAUGAGUUGAAGGAAGGUGAACCUGCCAUUGAACGCUUGUUUGAGUUGAUUGAGUUCGAACCUACGGUGACUGAGACAUGUGAUGCCGUUGAUUUAAACUGUCUGAAGGGGGACUUAAAAUUUUGUAACGUCUCAUUUGCCUAUGGGAGCAACAUGCCUCUUGUUUUGAAUGGAUUGAACCUCCAUAUCAAAGCGGGAGAAACAGUUGCUUUCAUGGGACCUUCUGGAGGAGGAAAGACAACACUUGUUAAAUUGCUUCUUCGCCUUUAUGACCCAUUAUCUGGUGAAAUACUUAUUGAUAACCACAAUAUUCGGACAGUUCGAUUUAAAAGUUUGCGGAGAAAUGUUGGUCUAGUUUCUCAAGACAUGAUCCUUUUCUCAGGAACUGUAGCUGAAAACAUAGGAUAUUAUGAUCUGACAAAGGAAAUCGACAUGGAGAGGGUCAAGGAAGUGGCACAAAUUGCAAAUGCAGAUGAGUUUAUCAGAAGGUUACCGAAAGGAUACAAUACAUAUAUUGGACCAAGGGGCUUAACAUUGAGUGGUGGACAGAAGCAAAGACUAGCCAUUGCAAGGGCACUCUAUCAAAAUUCAUCUAUUUUGGUUUUGGACGAGGCGACUUCUGCAUUGGAUAGCACGUCCGAGUUACUGGUCAGACAAGCUUUGGAGCGCCUGAUGGAAAAUCAUACUGUGCUGGUAAUUGCUCAUCGAUUGGAAACUAUACUGAUGGCCAAGCGAGUGUUCAUUUUAGAUGGUGGGAAGCUCGAGGAGCUACCUCGCUCUGCUAUUUCCCUUGGUGAUUAUAACUCAUUGGUGAAAACUGGGUUGGUGAUUUGAGCAUCAUUGUAUCAUAAAAAAUAUAUAUCAACUCUGACAUCCGCCAAUCUGUAAUAUCUAUUUGUAGCCCAAAAGUUCUUUCAUUUCAUUUUUCAUUUUUUUUACUUAAUCUAUUUUUUUUUCUCAAUUUUACUAUAUAUUUAUAUUUAUUUGUUUUUAUA